AUGUUUGCCACUUCUGUUCGCAUGUCGAAGCCUGGCUUCUUUCGAAACAGUGCAGAUGAGCUGAGCCGGACGGCGCGAAUAAUUUGGAGGCUCGAAGGGCUUGACAUAGCCAGGGACCAAUACCACCUACUCGACUUCACAAAGGAAAGCGCCGUACAAUCAUGCAAGACUAUGGCAGAUCGUGCGGUGGGGGGAUAUAGUACGGCGAGUCUGGAUUAUGUUCCGGCAGACCCGGCGACGAAUAUGCCAGCGCACGCUCGAUUCCACGGAUCUAUAUCGACGAAGUUACCGAAGGAUUGGAGGAUACAAAGAACAGGAUACGCGGCCUUCCGAAAUCAAGACCGCGGUUUCUGGCUUUUUGGCAGGCUGUACUGGGACAUUGAUCCGUACGCAUUCCUGGCUCUGCGGGUGAAGUCAGACGGAAGAAGAUAUACGGUCAACAUACAGACAGACUCGAUCAUUGAAUCUGACAUUCACCAACACCGCCUCUUUACUCGACAUCACCGCAUAUUCAACCGACCCACUGAUCACCUUACCUCCUCCACAAUCACGCCAGAGGAAUCACUAUCCGAACCUGAAUCCGAAUACGACUUCCCUUCUACCACUACUUCCUCACCUUCUCAUAUACCCGCCGCCCUGGCCGAUUUCCCUCCCCCAGAAGAAGCUCCAACAACCACAACAUCAUCAUAUAUAACAAACCCACAACCCGGCUCAACAGGAUGGGAAACGAUACUUAUCCGAUGGUCAGACUUCGUACGAACGAAUAUGGGCACGGUCAUUGAGCCGCAAACCGGCCUGCUACGACAGCGAGUCAAGUCGAUUGGCAUUGGCUUGACGGACCGAGUAGAAGGGCCAUAUGAUCUGCGUAUUCAUCAGAUGUGGGCGACCAACGGGCUGGGCGGGGAGGAACUAGAGGAGGAAAAGAGGAUUUGUGGAGAAGAUUCAGUUUAUACUUCUGCUCCAGGCUCUGCCUCCGCGGAUGCAUCUUCUUCACACGCCGAGGGGAGGAAGUCUAGGCCUGCAAACGAGUAUCCGUCCCUGGUCGAGAGCGAGUCCAAGGGCCUCGAUCGGUUUAAGAAUUUGAAAGGAUUCCAGAAAAAGUGA
This is a messenger RNA of Arthroderma uncinatum, 1104 nucleotides long. RefSeq lists its product as uncharacterized. Gene Ontology annotation, biological process: mitochondrial respiratory chain complex I assembly; mitochondrial electron transport, NADH to ubiquinone. NCBI's taxonomy places the organism in Eukaryota, Fungi, Ascomycota, Eurotiomycetes, Onygenales, Arthrodermataceae. The record is from RefSeq and is a predicted model, not a curated record. The transcript has 3 exons. Bases 1 to 1104 code for a protein of 367 amino acids. Gene Ontology annotation, cellular component: mitochondrion.